AAGGCUAAUGUGAUGGAAUGGAGUGGUGGCGCUGAGAUCCCAGCAUACAGGGACUAUCUAGUCAAGGUGAAAGGAGAGACAGAAGGAAGGAAUUGUGAUCUCUUGAUUUCCCUAGAGUCAUUUGAUGUGUUUGUUUUUGGACUUCUCAAUGGUGUAGAGAUCUUCAAGUUGAGCAACCUUGAAAACAGCCUUGCAACUCCAAUCCCUACAUUUCCAGAAAGAGUCUUGCCCUCUUGGAAGUACCCGAAAAAGCAAUAUAUUUUCUUAGCUAUUGGCCAAGGCAACUUCCCAGUGACUAGUAUGACAAUCCUCAUUAUUCUAGUCAAUAUAGCCGUCUUUAACUUGAGGCAGAUGUGGAAAGAGGAAUUUCACCAGGGAAAGGACACACAAACGACGACAACUGAAGCAUCCUACCGUUGCUUUUCACUCUCCGAGAUCGAAUCAGCAACCCAAAACUUUAACGAGGCAUUUGUUAUUGGACAGGGUGGAUUUGGUAAAGUGUACAGAGGAGUCAUCCAUGAGACUUCUGAGGUGGUUGCCAUAAAGCGGUUGAAAUCAAAAUCCAAACAAGGAGCUCAUGAGUUCUGGACUGAAGUUGGAACACUUUCCAAACUCCGGCACAUACAUCUUGUCUCUUUGAUUGGUUACUGCAACGAAUCCCAAAAGAUGAUCCUAGUGUACGAGUACGUGCCGUGCGGAACUCUUGCUGAUAACCUGUAUAAAAAUCGUAGAAACAAGACAGCUUUUGUUCCUCUAUGUUGGGAACAAAGGCUCAGAAUCUGCAUUGGUGCUGCUCGUGGACUUGACUAUCUUCACACUGGAACAGAAUAUGGGGUCAUACACCGAGAUGUAAAGGAUACAAACAUCCUCUUGGAUGAGAACUUUGUAGCUAAGAUUUCUGAUUUCGGGCUGUCUAAACUCGAAAAGACGAGCCAAUCAAAGAGCUAUGUGAGCACCCGAGUAAAAGGCACAUUGGGUUAUUUGGAUCCAUACUAUUUUAGGACCCAUCAACUGACAAGGAAAAGCGAUGUAUUUGCCUUUGGCAUCGUUUUGCUGGUAGUUUUAUGUGAGAGACCAGCAAUGGAUACUGAAAAUCUGGAGCAACGGAGUCUUCUAUCUUGCUUCCAAGAAUGCAUCAGCAAAGGAGAAAUUGAUGAGAUUAUUGAUCGUUUUCUUCAGGGUAAAGUUUCACCAAAAAGUUUAAAGAUCUUUGUGAAAUCUAUUCAAAAUUGCUUGCACAACGACCCCAAAGAAAGACCUACAAUGGCUCAAGUGGUGGUAAGCUUGGAAGAUGCACUGAAAAGGCAAGAGAGUACUAAUGUUUCUGUGGCAGAAAUGGCAACCAUUCCAGGGGAUGCACAUUGGGACAUAGGGAAGCCAAUAAAGAAAAAAGAACCUUGCUAUCAUUUUCCAAUUGAUGACAUCCGAGCAGCAACAGACAACUUCAGUGAUCGUAAUGUCAUCAUGCAAGAUGCAUUCAGGAAGGUGCAUCGAGGUUUUCUGCAAAAUAUGCAUAGAGAAGUUUGCAUUUACUGGUUUAAGCAAAAGGUAGAAGAAGAGGAAGUUCUAAAAUUCGGCGAAGAGAUGGAGAUGCUAUCCCAACUGAGACACCCCAAUUUGCUUUCCUUGCUUGGGUAUUGUUACCAUAAAAAUGAGAUGUACCUUGUGUUUGAUUACGAUGGCAAUAGAACUCUCUCCAGCAAUCUAUACAGGAGUCGAGAAAAAGGUCCACUGAACUGGAAGUGUAAACUACAAAUUUGCAUUGGUGUAGCAAAAGCUCUAGAUUACCUUCACAAUGGUACCCAGAAGACAGUAAUUCAUAUGGACCUCAGGCCAGCAACCAUCCUGCUGGACAUCAAUUGCGUCCCAAAAGUUUCUAAUUUUGGGCUGUCUAAAAUAGGUCACAUCGAUCCCUGGGCAAAGCAGUCAGCAGCUGGGGUGGUCUCAGAGACACUGGAUCAUAUGUGUCCUGAAGAUAUAAGCCUUGGUGUACAAUGUUUAACGGAAAAAUCAGAUGUGUACUCAUUUGGUUUGGUGUUGUUGGAAGUACUAUGCUGCCGAAGGUCAUUGAGCAAAAACAGUCUUCGAGACUCAGUUAGAAGAAGCAUUAGAACGAAAACACUUCAUCAGAUAGUAAACUAUCUGGAAGGUGAAGUUGCAACAGCAUGUCUGGCUGAAUAUUUGAAAAUUGCAUUUAGCUGUUUGCAAAUUCAGGCAGCAAGACGGCCAUCAAUGGACACUGUCGUUGAGAAACUAGAGUUUGCACUGCAGUUACAGGAGAACGCAGAAGCAACAAAGCCAGAGGUGAAGGGGAAAGGUCAUGAUGGUUUCAAGUUGGAGGACAUUUACAAGCAAAUACCAAAUCUUACUUCUACAAAGCCGAAAUGGAAACGGCCACUUCUGUUUUCGGUUUGCCGAGAGUGA
Coffea arabica (coffee) is the source of this 2424-nucleotide messenger RNA. RefSeq names its product putative receptor-like protein kinase At5g39000. Gene Ontology annotation, molecular function: transmembrane receptor protein tyrosine kinase activity; ATP binding. Lineage: Eukaryota; Viridiplantae; Streptophyta; Magnoliopsida; Gentianales; Rubiaceae. The record is from RefSeq and is a predicted model, not a curated record. Gene Ontology annotation, cellular component: plasmodesma; plasma membrane. Gene Ontology annotation, biological process: protein autophosphorylation.